Messenger RNA from Heteronotia binoei (common prickly gecko), 1072 nucleotides. It is a transcript of the gene IL6, whose product is annotated as interleukin 6. Gene Ontology annotation, molecular function: cytokine activity; growth factor activity; interleukin-6 receptor binding. The coding region runs from base 1 to 633 and encodes 210 amino acids. The transcript has 5 exons. NCBI's taxonomy places the organism in Eukaryota, Metazoa, Chordata, Lepidosauria, Squamata, Gekkonidae. Gene Ontology annotation, biological process: immune response; positive regulation of cell population proliferation; T-helper 17 cell lineage commitment. Gene Ontology annotation, cellular component: extracellular region. The record is from RefSeq and is a predicted model, not a curated record.
AUGCCCCCUCUUGUGGAAUGCUGCCUUUGGGUUGCCGCUGCCCUCCUUGGGGCCAGCGCGUCGCCUAUUCUGGAUUCCUCCGGGGAAGAACAAUUUGGCGAGGAUCCCUCUUCCAGGAUUUCGCCAGCCAGAGACUUCCAGCUGGCCAAUUGCAAGCUUCUGGCCAUUAUGCUCCGGAGGAAGGCUUUCACGUGGAAGGAAGAGCUAUGUAAGGAACAAACAAUAUGUAGAAACAACACAGAAAUAAUACCCCAGAAUAAUCUCCGCUUUCCAAAGAUCUCUGUGGAAGAUGAAUGUCCCCCAUAUGGAUUCAACAAGGAGAGGUGCCUAAGAGGAAUUUCAAGUGGCCUUUAUGCAUAUCAGGCUUUCUUGGAAUAUGUAGAAAAAACUUUUAUUAGCAAAGAACAAGAAACCGCAUUUAUAUGGCCGAGCACAAAGAACCUGGCUAAUACCUUGAAGUCAAUGAUGAAUGCUCCAGAUACUGUAACCAUGCCUAAUCCAGUCACUAUGGAGGCCCUUGCUACACAGCUUGGAGUGCAUACUGGUUGGAAUAGGAAGGUUAUCCACUACCUCAUACUUCAAGAUUAUAUUUCAUUUAUGGAGAAAACUGUAAGGGCCAUUCGUGCUCUGUGAGAGGCUUGGAAUCUGAAGGUUUUAACUCAGGUGCAUAAAUUUUCACAUGAUCUGUAAUGAAGCAGAUACCACUGUUGUUCUCCUUUGAGAACUGAGCACGUUAACCUAAUAUUCUUCUUGAAUAUGUUUAUAUUUAAAAUAUUUAUUCAAUUUAAGUGCAUAUUUAUAUUUUUGAGAAUUACAACUUGUUUUAAAAGAACUACAGUAUUUUAAUUUUGGAUGAGUAUUGCACAGAUUUCAGUAUUUGCUGAACAUAUGACUUGAAACAUGAGUGUUAUGUAUAAAUUAUGUUUUGACAUUUUAUAAGCUUUAUUUAAUAUAUAUGAAAUAUAGAUUUUUAAUAAACAUUAAUUUUAUACAACUUCAUUCUCUUGCAUUUUAAUGUAUCACAUCGUAUGUCAUCUCUAUAUCAGAGUCACUCUACAGUCUCAUUUCUUUU